Messenger RNA from Rotaria socialis, 1350 nucleotides. Lineage: Eukaryota; Metazoa; Rotifera; Eurotatoria; Philodinida; Philodinidae. The record is from the annotation of a GenBank genome assembly.
AUGAAGACUUGGAGUUCUAGUGGUGUCAAUGAACGGAGAGGGGCAACAGAUGUGCGUACCACGCUGUCGAGACUCACUCUAUUUCGAGACAAUAUGAACAGGCGCACCAUGUACAAUUCAAUAUUAAAAUCUUCUUCAAGUGCUUCUUUAUCUUCUAACGAAUCAAUGUCAGCUGGAACAACAAACACUAACUUGUUACCAAUUAUGCGGAACGACUAUAGUCUCGAUAGCGUUUGUUGUACGAAACGAACAUUACAGACAUUUUCACAUAUGUGGAUUGUUGAAAAUUUUUCGUCCUAUCUUCAAGAUCCAGAACCUAUUAUUUGUCUAUCAUCGUCACCAUUCAGCCCUGUGGUAGGUGCUAGUGCUUUGACACAAUGGCGUCUUGUUUGCUAUCCAAAAGGAAAUUAUGGCGCAGCAUCGAAUUAUAUGUCAAUAUUUCUUGAAUAUAUCAAAGGUGAACGUGAUAUUAAAGCUAAAGCAGAAUAUUCACUUGUCAAUCGUAAAUGUGAAUUAACAGAAAUGCGUAAAGAUGCACAAUUUUCAGUUUAUAAAUGUGGUAAUACACGUGGUUUUAUUAAUUAUGUUAAAUAUGAUACAUUGACAUUACUCGAGAAUGACACACUCGAUGAUGAUAAACUUAAAAUAUACGUACGUAUAACAAUAAUGGAUGAUGCUAUCACUGAAGACACGAAAUAUCAAGAAUACGAUGAUACUGAAUGCAUUAAUUUUACAACACGUGGUCUCGAAGGACUUGUACGAGAUUUCAGUCAAUUGUUACUUCAUUCUCCGCCGAAAAUGAGUGAUAUUAAAAUUCUAGCGAGAGUUUCACCAUCGCAAAAUUCAAAUGGUAUCAUCGAAAUCAAUCAUCAUGAUUCAAAUCCAUCGAAAGUUACUUUUCAUGUUCAUAAAUUGAUUCUAGCUGCUCGAUCGCCUGUAUUCGCAGCUAUGUUUUCCAAUUCGACUUUAGAAAGUACGACAAAUAUCAUUGAAAUCAAUGAUUUACGUUCUGAAACAAUUCAGUCCAUGCUCGAAUAUAUCUAUACUGGUAAAGUUAGUGAUAUUAAAAAUUCAACUGUUGAAUUAUAUCGUUGUGCUGAUAAAUAUCAAUUAGAAGAUUUACGUUUACAAGCUGAAAUGGCUUUAAUGAGUUCAAUAUCAGUCGAGACAAGUGCUGAAAUCUUAUUGCUCGCCGAUCAACAUCAUUCAAAGGAACUUAAAUCACGUGUCAUACAAUUUAUUGUCAAUGGAAAUCUUAAAGCUAUAACGCAAACCGAAGGUUGGCAUAAAUAUGUUGCAUGCAUUCCAGAUUUAGUAACUGAAGUUAUACAAGCAACGACUCAUGAAUAA